AUGGUUGUUGAUGUCAUUCACCCUGCCCGUCCCAGCAUCUCCAAGGAUGAGCUCCGUGAGAAGCUCGCAAAGAUGUACAAGGCCAACAAGGAAGUCAUUUCCGUCUUCGGUUUCAAGACCCACUUUGGUGGUGGAAAGACCACUGGCUUCGCUCUUAUCUACGACAACGUUGAGGCUUUGAAGAAGUUCGAGCCCAAGUACCGUCUUGUUCGCAUUGGUUUGGCCGAAGCUCCCAAGGGUGGCCGCAAGCAACGCAAGGAAAAGAAGAACCGUGCCAAGAAGUUCCGUGGUACCAAGAAGGCCAAGGCUGCUUCUGGCAAGAAAUAA
Molecule: messenger RNA, 327 nt
Organism: Lichtheimia ornata
Lineage: Eukaryota; Fungi; Mucoromycota; Mucoromycetes; Mucorales; Lichtheimiaceae
Product: 40S ribosomal protein S24
Exons: 2
Coding region: 1-327 (108 amino acids)
Biological process (GO): translation
Cellular component (GO): ribosome
Molecular function (GO): structural constituent of ribosome
Source: RefSeq, a predicted model, not a curated record